This is a messenger RNA of Phymastichus coffea, 1653 nucleotides long. RefSeq lists its product as uncharacterized. The record is from RefSeq and is a predicted model, not a curated record. The transcript is spliced from 3 exons. Gene Ontology annotation, molecular function: protein binding. NCBI's taxonomy places the organism in Eukaryota, Metazoa, Arthropoda, Insecta, Hymenoptera, Eulophidae. Bases 119 to 610 code for a protein of 163 amino acids.
CGGACCCCAGAGAAUUGCGACGCGAGAAGCGAACCAGAGCUAAAGGAGGCGCGCGGCGCCCGCGCCCACCACUUCACUUAGACGCCGACUGCUCUGCGCUUCUUAUCUUCGAGCUAACAUGAACAUGCUGGCGUGGGCAGCGGUUUUAUUGGCGAUUGGUCUGGCGGUCGAUGCUGCGAAGCCGGACCCCCCUCUGGACAUCACCACUCUUGGCUCGCAAAAGUUAGCCACUGCUUCCGGCUGCUCCAAACCCGUCGCCUUUUCCGGCACUCAUGCUGACAUCCAGGAUGCCAAAUUGGUCCUCAGUGAAACGCUCUUAGAUCAAGGCGUAGGUUAUGCAGCGUCGACCGGCACGUUCACCACUUACUGCCCAGGCCUGUAUCAAUUCAGCUUUUCGGGCUACGGAAGCAGUGACUUACGCAUGACAUUGAAACGCAAGCUCAACAAAACCGACGACUGGCAACCGAUCGCGAGCACAGGACCCCACGGAGGCGCCAAUACCGUAUUGUUGCGCAUGGCUCUUGGUGAUCAAGUAGCUAUAUUCGUCGACACCGGCAAACCUGACGACAGCACCACCACUUUCAGCGGUUACCGCAUCGCGAAGGAGUGAUUCUCUCCUUAUUAUAUCCACGACACUUUGUCCGCUCACUUUCAAUUGGAUUUAAGCGUGUGCGAUCCCAACGCUUACCUGUGAUAGCCUCCCUUUUGUCUUUCUAUGCUCGCUUAACGUCUCGUUGCACGGCAUUAUUCUGUUAACACUUUGUUUUGCUCUUGGUUUUCGGAAAUUUUAUUACUGUUUCAUUCUUUGAUUACAACUGCCACUUGACGCUAGCGACUCUGGGUACUUAAUUCUCUAAUUCUGAUCUAUACUUGUACUCUUACUUUUACUCUACGUCUUUUGUAAAUACGUUUCCUUCUUCCUCAUUUCUCCUACUUUUUCUCUCUACCUGUACUGUACUGUGCCUAUUUUCUAUUCUACGAUCUUCUUUUACACAUUUUCAUUUCCAGCUAUUACACUGACGCCUAUUCUUUUCUUUUCUUUUCUGUUUCACGACUGAUCCUCAAUGUUCUACCGUAUUUCUCCGUUUCGUGACUCUACCUAUCAGUAUUACUUUUUCAAUAUCUCAAUGGACGUCGAAUCUUGCCAGAAUAAUAUUUACUUUUAUCUUUGCUUACUUGUUCCAUGUCUAUUCAUUUUCAGUUUUUUGCUCGCUCUAUCUGCCUACUUUUUUCAACCUGUCUACUAUCUACUUGGCGUUUGCUACUGGAUACUAUCUUCUUUACUUGAACUUUUUCUAUUUUCCACGCUGUUUGUCAUUUUCUUUUUCUUUUCAUUCUAAAAAUACUGAUUUUUUUCCUACGAAUUUCUAUUUAAAUUUCUUUUUUUAUUUCUUAUAAUACAAUCUUAUUCUACUUUGUCUCAACUUUACUUUGCAAAUUACUUUUUUUUUUUUUCAUUUCCAAUUUCUUUUUUUCAACCUACCGUGUAAAUACUUUAUUUUUUACUAUUUACUAUUUUCAAAAUCUAUACUUUCAUAUUUCUAUCAAUAAUGCAUCUUACAGAUUUAUACAAAUUUUCUUUCAAACUGACUUUUCUAAAUUAUCAUUUUCCUAUCUCUAUUUUUUUCUCUGCUAUUCCUUUCAUUCUGUAAA